Funneliformis mosseae is the source of this 327-nucleotide messenger RNA. NCBI's taxonomy places the organism in Eukaryota, Fungi, Glomeromycota, Glomeromycetes, Glomerales, Glomeraceae. The record is from the annotation of a GenBank genome assembly.
AUGGGUAAACCGAAACGAAAUAGUAUGCGAAUUGAUGAGCCAACGUCAAAACCUGCAGGUGUUGACAAGUCGUCUCUCUCUUCACCAGAAAGUAAUUCCCUCGGUCCACGUGCGGUAAGUGCAACGCAACUACGCACUAAGCAAGGUGCCGAUAAUUUACUUCACAAGAUCAAAAAGAAACAAAAGAUACUUCGGACAAAAGCCAAGAAAAGGCAAGAACAGGGAAUUAAACGAGCUUUGAUGAUUAGAGAAAAAGUGGAAGUUAAAAUUGAAAAAGCAUUAGAUAAAUUGAGUAAAAAGAGACAUUUGAAAUCAAUCUGGGAGUAA